UCGGACUGUGGAAAGGAACGGGAACGAAAGCAGUUACAUGUAGUUUGUGAUUGCAGUGGAUACACUUUUCCGCUCAGAUGUGACAACGGAUGUUACUUAAUUCUCACAUGAGAACCUGAUGCGAAAGUCAACGAUGGUCAUUUUAGUAAAGUCCAUUACCUGGCUACCUUUCAUUCUAACUGUAUCAGGAGUAAUUUGCGACAACCCUUGUGAUCCGGGAUUGUACGGAAAACGUUGUGACAAGCGUUGCAAUGACAACUGCCGCUCUGAUAUGAAUAGGAAUAUCUAUUGUGAGAAACACUCUGGAAUAUGCCUACUGGGUUGUGCUCCUGGAUGGUAUAAUGACAAAUGCACUAUCCCGUGUAGCAAAAAUUGCAUUGGUGGUGUGUGUUACCAAAAUGGACAGUGCACAUACGGUUGCAAAGGAAACUAUGGAGGGGCUUUGUGUCACGAACCUAAAGUGUAUCCCCCACAUGUGCCAGAUGAAAACAAUGGACACAUCAUUUUGAUCGUCAUCGGCGUUGUUCUGUGCAUCCUCGUUGUAGGCGCUGCAAUCAUCAAAUUCGCGAGGCCGAGACUCAGCGGACAUUGCAAUACCAACUCUGGGGAAUCUGACGCUGAUGCAGAUGAAGAGGAGGCCAUGAGUUUUGACGGAAGUUUACAAACACAACUAUUCACAAUCCACGAUUCAAGCUACCGGAGAGACUUGGAUGUGUGAAAAGCAUCUUGUCAAAGGGACAGAGGAACAUAUAAACUCUGUGUACAUAUUGGAGGGCACCGGUAAUGUGGUCAAAACUUCAGAAAGAGAAAGAAGUGUUUGAUUUUCUUGUGAAAGACAACGCCGACUUGUCAAUGACAGACGAGUGUGGAAACAACAUACUCCAUGCAGCCUGCCAUGGAUAUUGUUCGGUAUCUUCUCUCACGUAGCUUAGUGGACAUCAACUGUAAAGACAGAUACGGUCGGACAGCAGUGAUGAUGGCAGCACACGGGGGAUCCAGUGAUUUGUUUGGUUUACUUUUUACUAAUGGAGCUGAUCUUGCCUUAGCCGAUAGCGCUGAUGACACUGUUCUCCAUCUUGCCUCUCAUGGAGGUGAAAUUGGAUUAGUGGAGGAUGUACUCUUGCACAAUAUUGUGAACAUUGACGCGAGGAACAAGGAUGGAAAAACAGCAACCAUGGUUUCAAAAGACAAUGGUCAGAUGUUAAUGUAUGAUCUUCUUGGGACGCGUGGCUGUCCCGAGAAUUAAUGUUAUUAGUAUUUUCAAUAUUCAAUAAAAUGCUAACAUGUCACAUUACUGUCAACUAAUUGUAUCAAUAGACGACAACAUAAAAGAUCAAAAACCAAAUGUACAUUGACAAUGAUCACUGAUUAAUUAUAUCCGAUCAAAUACACAAGCAGAUUAGCUGAACAGCUUUAAUAAAUUAAACAUCUUUCA
Messenger RNA from Haliotis rufescens (red abalone), 1435 nucleotides. RefSeq names its product multiple epidermal growth factor-like domains protein 10. Bases 119 to 718 code for a protein of 199 amino acids. The transcript has 8 exons. NCBI's taxonomy places the organism in Eukaryota, Metazoa, Mollusca, Gastropoda, Lepetellida, Haliotidae. The record is from RefSeq and is a predicted model, not a curated record.